AUGCGUUCGGCUGCGGUCGCCGGCUUGUGCCGGCUCUCGACCAAUCGCGUGGUGCUGUUCGUUUUAUGCCCAUAUAAGGUAAUGCCGCGCGACCGGCGGAAAGUGGCGGGGAAUCGGGCGAGUCCAUUAUUCGGCGGCGGGGUAAGGCACCGCGUUCGGUUUGUGGUAUGCGCGACGCGUUCCCCUUCUACCGGCCUGCGCCGGCACCGACCCCGCGGAACGGCCGUGAUGGACUCGCCCGGCAGGAUGCACACCGGCCCCGGACCGCUCGGCGCUCGUCCAUUUCACGAAAACUACCGUAACCGUUCUGCACUUCUGCCGCCGAACCGCGAAUUCGAAGUUCACGCCAGCUCCGCACGCCAACAACUCUCCACGGUCGUCGAUUCGUCUCGUUUCCAUCAGGUAAAUAUACUAUUAUUAUUAUUGAGAUUUUUGUAA
Messenger RNA from Cinara cedri, 438 nucleotides. The record is from the annotation of a GenBank genome assembly. Lineage: Eukaryota; Metazoa; Arthropoda; Insecta; Hemiptera; Aphididae.